This is a messenger RNA of Dibothriocephalus latus, 1080 nucleotides long. The record is from the annotation of a GenBank genome assembly. NCBI's taxonomy places the organism in Eukaryota, Metazoa, Platyhelminthes, Cestoda, Diphyllobothriidea, Diphyllobothriidae.
AUGGUGGGCCCGGCGUAUGCUAAUUUGCAGGAGCCCAUUGCACCAAUACCGGGGAAGUACCCGGUCUGGUCAUCCACGCCGAGUGAACUUUUUUCGGAGCUGAAGGAUGAUUCAAUCGUUUUUAUUCAGGGAGCUUCUGCCUCUCCAACCUUACUUACUAACGCUCUCCACGAUUAUGUUUUGGAGAAGAAACUUAAAAAUAUACGGAUUUAUCAGCAUCUUCCUCUUGGUGACCUAGCUUACCUAAGGGACGAUUCAAAGGGUCAUUUUAAACUUUCAACAACUUAUUCAAGUAAAAAUUGCCGCGACGCCGUGAAUGACGGAAGAGCCGAUUUCAUUCCCAUACAGAUCUCGGAGCUUCCGCUUCUUUAUCGCAAACAACAUGUGGAAAUAGACUAUGCUUUAGUUAUGUUAUCUCCACCUGAUAAGCACGGAUUUUGUACCUUGGGUAGUGCAAUCGGCUCCGCCAGGUCAGCCGUCCAAAAUGCCAAGCGGAUUAUAGGUCAAAUUAAUCCACUAGCACCAGUGACAUACGGCGACUCAACUGUACACAUCAGCCGCCUAGAUUAUCUGUUUCAUGGCCACCAGCGUCUUUCUGAAAUGCCUAUCCCAAAUGCCAAUGAAACUGAGCAAAAAAUUGCCGCAAUCAUUGCCGAAAAUCUUGUUGAUGAUGGCGCUACUAUUCAGCUUGGCUUCGGCCGUAUCCCGUAUGAAGUCACCUACCGCCUUCGCAGUCACAAAGAUUUGGGCGUUCAUGCUGAAAUUAUUGCAGACGGGAUUAUUGAUCUGGUGAACCUCGGAGUCAUCACCAAUCGUUUCAAACCCGUGCAAAGAGGACGCAUCGUUACCAGUUACUGCAUAGGAACUCAGCGUGUUUUCGACUUCGUUAAUGAAAACCCACAAGUGUCCCUCCACGAUAUAGCAUGGGUCAACGCGACCGAAGUCAUCGCUCGAAACCCGAAGGUUACUACAGUAAAUACGUGCUUUGAAAUGGAUCUCACCGGUCAGAGUGCGGCGGAUGGCAUUGGAGAAUUUAUCUUCUCAGGUAUGCUGCUAAUCCCUUUGACUUAUUCGUUAUGA